GAUUCUGACUUGAACAUUCCGUCUUGUGUUUUUUAAGACUGACACAGGCAGCCUUCAGAACAUUUUGUUACAAAGCUCCAUUGACACUGAAGAAGAAAAAUGAACAACUUUUUGAAAGCAGUGCUUGUCCUCAGUGCCUGUAUAGCAGUCGCACAGAGCCUGAAUUGUUACCAGUGCAUCAUUAACCUGUUAGGGAGCUGUGGCUUUACUCAGAGUGUUGUCUCAUGUGAUAACGCAACUUCCAGCUGCUUCCUUGGAAAUGCACAUUUCAACACGACCAGUGCGUUCACCUUGCACUCUCGGGGGUGCUUGGACAAAGACCUGUGUGGAAAGACUCUGACUGGCUCCAUCCUGACUGCUGCUUACACCAGCAGUUUCACAUGUUGUGACACUGACAAGUGUAAUGGAGCUAAUUCUGUGCAGAUGUCUAUCACUGGCGCUCUCAGCGCUGCAGUAUUGGCUUCUCUCUGGGGAAUCUGUAAUGUUUAGUAUGACAUGAUCUCUGCUGUUGGUUCUAUUUACUACAGUAAUGCAGAGUACAGAUCACUGUGCACCAUCUACAAUCUAAUUCACUAACACUGCAAGUGCAUGCAUAAGAUGGCAUUAAUCAGAGUGACAUGUUAUUGGGGUGGUGGGUUUUAGUUGUUGUUGCUUGUUUGUUUUUUGGUUGCUGUUUGUUUUCCUUAUCCUGAUGUAAACAAUGGCAAAAUUUUAAAAAUGUAUGGUUGUAUUUCGUGGUCACACUUUUUCUGCACAAACUAUCUCUGGUUAAUAAACACUUCCCACCAGAAAGUACAAAUCUUUCAUAAAAAAUUGUUUAAAGUUACAAUGGUAUUAAAUGCAUAAUAUUA
Molecule: messenger RNA, 851 nt
Organism: Thalassophryne amazonica
Lineage: Eukaryota; Metazoa; Chordata; Actinopteri; Batrachoidiformes; Batrachoididae
Product: protein Bouncer-like
Exons: 3
Coding region: 100-489 (129 amino acids)
Source: RefSeq, a predicted model, not a curated record